AUGUUCGCGAUAUUGCUUUGCCCUAUUGCUCUCGGCCUGGUGCCGGAUGCCCUGUCAAUCAAUGCCUCGGACCUGGUCGCCCUGCGAAAUUCUCCGACUGGAGGGGGGGCUCGGGUCGCCGAAGUUUACCCUGGAAACCACCCCCGCUCUUCCGCCAACGCUUCCGCCAACGCUUCCGCCAACGGCUACGGCAACGGUUCGGUUAAUGCUCGCUCGACUAACAGUAUAGCCGCCGUCUAUCCGGCAAUCUUGGGGAGCGCACCGCGAGAUGAAGUUGCUGGUGUGUUACCACCGGGAUCGGACCUGCUGAAUUCAUGGCUCACGGACCGGCUGUCGCAAAAUUGGAGAAAGGACCUUGCCGACUACGUGGUUCAGAGAACGUUCUUGCCGUCAACGGCUGUGCUUUCGGCAUCUACUCUGGCCGCAUCCUCAGCUAUGACUCCAGCACCUUUGGGCUCCGCUUCGUUGGAAGCUGGGGACGCCGCAAGGGCGUUGAACACUGCAGGGGACCCUGCAAGGGCGUUGGACACUGCACGAGAGUACCAAAGGAUAGUGAACGACUUUCAGCUGGAUACCCAGAAAGAGAAUGAGCAGGAGAAUGGCCAAGAGGAUAGGGAGCAGAGCGACGAUUGGUGGGACACCACUGGUUCGGGAGAGAAGUCUCAGUCGCUACAGUCUUUUGUAUCUUUGGAUGAAGAGGAGGCUGAGAGUCAAGAGACCUUGGAGCUGCCGCUGGACGCCUCUGCGUAUUUUGGAGAGGGCUCUGGUCUGGUUGCAGGGGAGGCAAGUGAUACGUUUGUGCAAGAGCUGCUGAAGCUGAUGGCCUCGAACACAAGCAUCAACUUUUCCCCAGGUACACUGGGUAGCAGCUUUCUCAACACACUGUCCAACACGAUUCCGCAAUUCGCUCUACAAGCGGCAAACCGGAAUAGAGAAAACAGAAAUGAAAAAAAUAGAGACAACAGAAACCUGCGCAAACCCAACAGGAAAGCUACCGACAACUUUCUUCAAGAUAACUGGGCCAUGGACGCCCACAAUGUCUUCCCUUCCAGAUACCAAGACACCCUGCCAGAUAGUGACAACCCUCUUUUGAUUGUUCGUGUCAAUCCCGCACGCAGUCAGAGCUACACGCUCUCCGUAUACAGAGACGGAUCUGUGGUACACAGCUAG
Messenger RNA from Gregarina niphandrodes, 1170 nucleotides. RefSeq lists its product as hypothetical. The transcript has a single exon. The record is from RefSeq and is a predicted model, not a curated record. Lineage: Eukaryota; Apicomplexa; Conoidasida; Eugregarinorida; Gregarinidae. The coding region runs from base 1 to 1170 and encodes 389 amino acids.